Microthlaspi erraticum is the source of this 1212-nucleotide messenger RNA. NCBI's taxonomy places the organism in Eukaryota, Viridiplantae, Streptophyta, Magnoliopsida, Brassicales, Brassicaceae. The record is from the annotation of a GenBank genome assembly.
AUGAACUAUAAGCAGAUGGUCAGCAUGGCAAUUAUCCAAUUUGAAUGCUUUGUCUCUGCCAUAGAACCACGAAAUCAUCGUGAAGCACUGGAAGAUGCAGAUUGGAUCAUCUCCAUGGAAGAGGAACUAGAGGAGUUCGUGAGAAACGAUGUAUGGGAGUUAGUGCCACUACCUGAUGGUGUGAACGUGGUUGGUACAAAGUGGAUCUUCAAGAACAAGACAGAUGAUGCUGGAAGUAUUGUACGAAACAAGUCAAGACUUGUUGCGCAAGGUUACUCACAAGUUGAAGGAGUCGACUUUGAUGAAACCUUUGCCCCUGUAGCUCGUCUUGAGUCUAUCAGACUGUUUCUAGGGAUGGCAUGCAUAUUGAACUUCAAGGUGUAUCAGAUGGAUGUGAAGAGUGCUUUCUUGAAUGGCAUUCUACAAGAGGAAGUAUAUGUAGCCCAACCGAAGGGUUUGAAGAUCCUACACAUCCUGAGUAUGCUACGUCAGAGGAACUGUGGACAAAACUUGUUCACACUUGAGAAGAAGAAUGAGAUGAUGAUGGUGCAGAUCUAUGUAGAUGAUAUCAUCUUUGGAGGAACUUCAGAGAAGCUGGUGGAAAACUUUGUGAAGAGUAUGACUAAGGAGUUCAAGAUGAGCAUGGUGGGAGAGUUGAAGUACUUUCUUGGACUUCAAGUGAAUCAGACUGAGAAAGGAAUUUUUAUUUCUCAAAGCACCUAUGCCAAGAAUCUACUGGUGAAGUUUGGUCUUGACAAAUGCAAGGAGGCAAGAACACCAAUGAGCACCACGACAAAGAUUGGAAAGGAUGAACAAGGAGAAGACGUUGAUGCCAAACCAAAACAGUCCCAUCUUCAAGCGGUGAAGAAGAUCUUGAGGUAUGUCAAGGGAACUGUCAAUCUGGGGAUCUUUUACUCCAAAGGAUCCAACAGAAAUCUUGCUGGAUAUUGUGACGCCGAUUGGGCAGGAUGCGCAGAUGAUCGGAAAAGCACAAGUGGAGGUUGUUUCUUCCUUGGGAACAAUCUUAUUGCUUGGCUUAGCAAGAAGCAGAAUUCUGUGUCACUAUCUACUGCAGAGGCUGAGUACAUUGCAUUGGGAAGCUGCUGCACACAGCUUAUAUGGAUGAGACAGAUGUCAGCCGAUUAUGGGAUGGAGUCUGGACCCUUCUUGGUCUACUGUGCAAGCACUCAAGGACUAAGCACAUUGACAUAA